UUAUGUUUAUGUUGUCAUUUUCAGUUUUUGUGAAAAAGGAGUUCGGGUCAGGUGUUUUGUCCAAUUUUUUUUUGUCUGAUUGGAAAAAAUGGAAAAUUUUCGAGAAUUAAUAGUUGACACUCAUCUCAAGAAUCCAAAUGCGAGUUAUGCUGAAAUUGCGAGAUUGACUGGGAAAAAUCGUGCCACCGUCCGGCGCCUUAUAAUACAUUACAAAAAACUAAAUACUAUUGCCCGGAAGCCAAGAUGUGGCCGAACGCGUGGGACUCAGAACAUGUCGUUGGAAAAGAUGGUAAUAGAUAUUUUCGAGCAGCAACCCAAUAUUUCCGUACGAGAUGUUGGCAGACAAUUAGGAGUACCUUCGUCCACGGUCCAGAAAAUCAAGAAGAGGAAUGGUUUGGUACCCCUCAAAAAUCCGGCUACUUCAAAUCGGACCAACAAACCGAAUCAAAAUGCUAAAACCGCUAAACCGAAUUCGAGGAAACUCAACGACAAAAUCGUCGUAAAAGAUCUCCGAGUGGCACUUCUUCAGCUCAAAGUGGGCAAAAAUAAGGAGGAAAAUGUCUCUCGAGCUAUUCAAAAGCUCCGUUCAGUCGUGGCAGAUUAUGGACCAAAAUCUCCCAGUUGGACAUCCAGGAAUAGCAAGUUUCUCUGCAUUUUGCCAGAAUGUUUCAAUUCUCCUUGCGGCGUUAAAUACUUCAAUAAAUAUGCCGAAACCAUCCCUGAUGGGUAUACCUCUCAACAACUCUCAAAGGUGGCCAAAGAACUGGGAAUUUAUCUAAUCGCUGGAUCAAUUCCUGAACGAGAGUCUCAAGGUUGGUCAAAUUUGUACAAUACUUGCACUGUGUGGUCUCCCGAGGGAUCUCUCAUUGCGAAGUACAGGAAAAUGCAUCUCUUCGACAUCGACAUUUCUGACAAGAUUCAUUUCCGAGAGUCUGAGACAAUAAGUCCAGGAAAUGCUCUAACCACAUUCGAGAUUGACAAUGCUAAAAUUGGCCUUGGAAUCUGCCAAGAUAUGCGGUUUGAAGAACUGGCUCGAAUUUACCGAAAUGAAGGAUGCAAUUUCUUGGUGUAUCCAGGAGCUUUUAAUAUGAAAGCAGGUCUUCUUCAUUGGACCCUCCUGCAACGAUCAAGAGCUAAUGAUACUCAAUCUUUUGUGGCUGCGGUUUCUCCGGCUCAAGACGAGACCUCUGAAUAUGUGGCCUAUGGACAUUCUUCCAUAAUUGAUCCCUAUGCAAGAAUUAUGGUUGACGCUGGAGCCGGGGAGAACACUGUUGUCAAGGAUCUAGAUUUCUCUGAAUGUGAUAAAGUUCGAGCUGUAAUUCCCUUAUCAAAGCACCGACGAGAGGAUAUCUACUACCAAACUCUACAAAACACUUUUUAUUGUUAUUAGAGUGAGUCCUGGAAUUUGUUUAAAAAAGCGGAACUUGAAUUAAA
Molecule: messenger RNA, 1434 nt
Organism: Phlebotomus papatasi
Lineage: Eukaryota; Metazoa; Arthropoda; Insecta; Diptera; Psychodidae
Product: omega-amidase NIT2-like
Exons: 4
Coding region: 89-1390 (433 amino acids)
Biological process (GO): L-glutamine metabolic process; oxaloacetate metabolic process
Cellular component (GO): mitochondrion
Molecular function (GO): omega-amidase activity
Source: RefSeq, a predicted model, not a curated record